Contarinia nasturtii (swede midge) is the source of this 1417-nucleotide messenger RNA. Its product is annotated as PHD finger protein 7-like. The record is from RefSeq and is a predicted model, not a curated record. The coding region runs from base 65 to 1228 and encodes 387 amino acids. The transcript has 5 exons. Gene Ontology annotation, cellular component: nucleus. Lineage: Eukaryota; Metazoa; Arthropoda; Insecta; Diptera; Cecidomyiidae.
AACAGAUUUGUGUGUAUUGAUUGUUCAUUGCAAUGUAGUGGUGUCAUUUUCGUACAGAAAGCAAAUGACAUGGAAUUUGGAACUCAUUAUCAAAUGUGCAAAAGUACGAAAAUUGAGCAAACAUCUCAAAGAAGUGCAAUUAAAAAUAUUAUAUGGAAAUCAGAAAGCAUCGGUCAGAAAAAUCAAUAUUUUUAUACUCAAAAUGUCUACAAACGAGAAAUGCAUAAUGUGUAAACAAGAUAUCGAAGAUGUUUAUCAAUUAGGUGAAAAAAUCACAUUCGAAGACGUAACUGUGCAUCAUUUUUGUGUGCUGCUGAGCGGAUGCUGUGAACAAAAUGGUGAUGAUGACGAAGGAAUCCAAGGAUUUUUGCCGAAAGACAUUAAAAAAGAAGCACAACGAUCCAAAAUAUAUCGAUGUACUUUUUGCAAGAAAGGCGGCGCCAACAUUAGCUGUUGCGAUAGAAAAUGUAGAAAAGCAUUCCAUUUGCCGUGUGCCAUUCAGAAUGACUGUCGCUUUGAAUUUUUUGAUCAGCAUUUAUCAUUUUGUAACACACAUCAUGGCAUCAAAAAGUCAACAAUGCCUCAUGACCAUCGUGAUGAAUGUGUUAUUUGUAAUGAACCGAUGGGCGAGUACAAUAUCAUACAAUCGCUUCAGACACCAUGCUGCCGGUCCAAGUCUUGGCUUCACAAAUUCUGCAUUCAAAAGAGUGUUCUAAUUGCGGGCGCUUAUCAUUCGAAAUGUCCAUUGUGCAAUGACACCAAAACAUUUUGUGAUUGGCUGAAAAAACGUGGCAUCUUCAUUCCUGAAAGAGAUGCCGUUUGGGAGGAUUCGGAAUUCUACAAUUUUGAACAGCAAUCAUUUGUGCCCAUAGUAUGCACGGCAAAUUAUUGUAAAUUAUCACAAUGUGAAAGCCCUAUGGUGACAUGUGAUUCAUGUGGAUCAAAUGGCAUUCAUGAAUGCUGUUUAAAAACCGAGAAAUUUAUAUGCGAUGACUGUGAUAUUGAACCACGAGCGAAAAAGCGAAAGAUAUCGAAUGAGACAAAAGACGAAAUGAUCAUCAAACCAAAUGUAGAAAUUGAAAUGGAUAUGAAUGCUAAUUAUAUUCCAUCAUAUAACACAAUGGAUAUUCCACAGAAAGUGGGUUUUUCGAAUGGAGAAUUUACAGUAAAAAAAUUCAAAAUUGUUUUAUCUAGAUUGACGCAGGAAGAAAUCGAUACGCUAACAUGAAAACGUUUCAGAACAAACAAAUUGCCAAUUUGUCGAUCGAACAGUGCAUAAUAAUAUUAUACAUCAAGUUUUUAAGACGUUACAUUUUGCCAAGUGUAGAGACCACAAAUUUUUAUUGUACAAUUUAAUGCUUGGAUUUAUUGUAAAAUGAUUUUACCAUUAUUAUAUAAAGCAAAGUAUUUUAUUUUA